Molecule: messenger RNA, 984 nt
Organism: Polychytrium aggregatum
Lineage: Eukaryota; Fungi; Chytridiomycota; Chytridiomycetes; Polychytriales
Exons: 1
Coding region: 98-931 (277 amino acids)
Source: RefSeq, a predicted model, not a curated record
CGUCUCUCGUCCAUCCCCUCAUCGCCAAACACGCCGCAUUCCCGUUUGGCUGCCAAUCUUCGCUUGCCCGGCCUGCCCUCACCAAUCUCAUCCGCGAAUGAUCCGGUCUCUCAAGUCCUCGCUUGGGCGGCUGCAGCUUUCAGUGGCCCACAUCGUCGACGGGCUUGACCGCCAGAGCCUCCCUACCAGCAACCCCGACCAGUCGUAUGUCAUUCACAUUCAUACCACCAACGUGCUGCAGUUCUUCGAGACCCGCGAUCCGCAUCCCUUCCAGCCCCGACAACUCUGCGCCGGGGCAGAGGCCCACAUCACCCGCGAGAUCGAAGAGGCCGAUUCGCGCGGGCUUCUGUCCAGCAGCAGCAGCAUCAGCCUCAGCGUCUCCUUCUCCGAGCCGCCCUCCGACCCAGCCUAUCUGCAGCGCAUCACCAACGGCGACCUCAAGGCCAUCUCGCUCGAGCAGUGGCAGGAUCCCGACUUUCGCUCCGAGCUCAUCGAAAAGUGCCAGUCUGACCUCCAGGCGGCCAUUGUUGCCCACUACGCCUUCAUCCUGCGCGGCCUGGAGCUCGAGAUCACCGGCAACACCCAGAGGAACUUUUUGUCGCUCGGAUUCGGCUUCACCAUCCUGCUGGUCUCGGUCGUCCUGUCCUCCUUCAUUGAGCACUACCGGCAGCUCCACACGGCCGCGGCCUCUGCAGCCUCUACCCAGGACGGCCCAGAAGCACACAGCAACUGGACCGUCCUCGUCAACCACGGCGGCUGGGCCUCCAUCUUGGAAAUCAUCGGCUGGGUUGCGCUAUGGAGGCCGCUCGAGAACUUUUUCUUCUCGGCGAACCCGCUAUGGGAGCGCAAGGCCUUGCUGACCAAGAUGUCCCUGGCCAACGUGCGGGUCAUCUACGAUCCGUAUGCAGGCCCCUACGCCAAGACGGUCUAGGGUCCGUCGUAGUGUGCAUUCUGCCCUUCCCUGCCCUGCUCUGUUCUGCUCUG